AUGGUUAAACUAGUGACUGUGGAACUGUAUCUCAAUGCAAAUGACGAAUCUUCUGACUGCCCUGUGUGUGGAACAACUGGUAUUUCUACUGUGCCAAUUAAUACUGCUUUACCAGAGGAAUUGAAAACAUUCUUUAUCCCCACUCCACAACAAAUUGAUCUAUUAAACAGUUCAGGAAAAUUCCAGUAUUGUGCAUUGAUGGACAGAAUCAAUCAUUACAAAUCCACCAUCACAAAGUUGAAUGACAAAAUUAAAAAACAAAAAGAAUUCCUAUAUGCUGCAAAAGAAGAAAUUACUCACCUUAGUAAAUACAAAUCAAAAGUCGAAGAACUAAACCAAGAAAUCGAGUCACUUAAAAAUCAACUAAAUGAACGUGAUCGACCAGAAACAUUUGAUCUUUCUAAUGAAGACGGUGAUAGUGAAUUGGAUUUACACCAACAUCUUGGUCACCACAACAAUCUUAAUAACAAUUUCUUACCACAACGAUCACCACCAAUAACAUCACCCACUGCUAUUACAAGCACUCCUACUGCACUGCACACGUUUAUUGAGAAAGUCCAUAAACAAUCGUCACAAAGAGUGAUUCCCACCUCUAGGAGUAAUAACAAUUUAAAACCAGCACAAAGUCGAAGGCAUUCAGAAGUGCAACAUAAACCCUCUUUUUUUGCUGAAUCCACAAAAAUCGGGGAAAUCAAUUCCAAUAGUCAUUCAUCCAGUGGAAGUUCUCAUGGAUCAUCAACAAACAGUCUAAAUCGGUUCAAUUACAACAAACCUUCAAGAGCACGACCUUCAACUAGUCAAAUUGCAUCAAGAAUAACAGCCAAUAUGAAAGUAGGUUCCCCAAUAGGUACUGGAGGUACAGUAUCUGGAGACUUUAGACCAAAGAAAAUAUCACGAAUAUCCAAGACUCCAACAUUAACAAGAGCUUCACGUCGUGUCAGCGAAUCUUCACCUUAUUUUGGAACUUCUUCUCAUUCAAAAUUUAAACAUUAA
Messenger RNA from Candida tropicalis MYA-3404, 993 nucleotides. Its product is annotated as SUMO ligase. Gene Ontology annotation, biological process: reciprocal meiotic recombination; homologous chromosome pairing at meiosis; protein sumoylation. NCBI's taxonomy places the organism in Eukaryota, Fungi, Ascomycota, Pichiomycetes, Serinales, Debaryomycetaceae. Gene Ontology annotation, cellular component: synaptonemal complex. The coding region runs from base 1 to 993 and encodes 330 amino acids. The record is from RefSeq and is a predicted model, not a curated record. The transcript has a single exon. Gene Ontology annotation, molecular function: SUMO transferase activity.